Molecule: messenger RNA, 2319 nt
Organism: Otolemur garnettii (small-eared galago)
Lineage: Eukaryota; Metazoa; Chordata; Mammalia; Primates; Galagidae
Product: guanylate-binding protein 1-like
Exons: 14
Coding region: 1-2319 (772 amino acids)
Molecular function (GO): GTP binding; GTPase activity
Source: RefSeq, a predicted model, not a curated record
AUGUCCUCAGAGAUCCACAUGCCAGACCCAAUAUGUCUCAUUGAGAACAUCAAAGGACAACUGAGGGCUAAUCCAGAUGCCUUGGAGAUCCUGUCUGCUAUCACACAGCCUGUGGUGGUGGUGGCUAUCGUGGGCCUCUACCGCACGGGCAAAUCCUACCUGAUGAACAAGGUGGCUGGGAAGAAGGGUUUCUCUCUGGGCUGCACAGUGCAAUCUCACACCAAAGGAAUCUGGGUAUGGUGUGUGCCCCAUCCCAGGAAACCAGGACAUACCCUAGUUCUGCUGGACACAGAGGGCCUGGGAGAUAUAGAGAAGGGAGACAACCAGAACGACUCCUGGAUCUUUGCCCUGGCCAUCCUCCUGAGCAGCACCUUUGUAUACAAUAGUAUAGGAACCAUCAACCAGCAAGCGAUGGACCAGCUACACUAUGUGACAGAGCUGACAAAUCAAAUCAGAACAAAAGCCUCGUGGGGGGACAAUGAGGUUGAGGAUUCCGCUGAGUUUGUGAGCUUCUUCCCAGACUUCAUGUGGACUCUGAGAGAUGUGACCCUGAAGGUGGAAGCAGAUGGACACCCCCUCACACCAGAUGAGUACCUGGAAAAUUCUCUGAAGUUAAAGCAAGGUACCACUAAAAAAGACAAAAAUUAUAACCUGCCUCGACUCUGCAUCCGAAAGUUCUUCCCAAAGAAGAAAUGCUUUGUCUUCCCUCCACCCACUGAGUGGAAGAAACUUGCCCAACUUGAGACAAUGCAUGAUGAUGAGCUGGAUUCGGAUUUUGUACAACAAGUGGAAGAAUUCUGUUCCUACAUCUUAAGCCAUUCCAAGACUAAAACUCUUCCAGGAGGUGUCAAGGUCAAUGGACUUCGCCUACAGAGCCUGGUGCUGACCUAUGUCAAUGCAAUCAGUAGUGGGGAUCUGCUCUGUCUUGAGAACGCAGUCCAGGUCUUGGCCCAGAUAGAGAACUCCAUUGCAGUGCAAAACGCCAUUGACCACUAUGACCAGCAGAUGAGCCAGAAGGUGCAGCUGCCCACGGAGACCCUCCAGGACCUUCUGGACCUGCACAGGGCCAGUGAGAAGGAGGCCAUCGAAAUUUUCAUCAGGGAUUCCUUCAAAGAUGUAGAUCAACUAUUUCAAAAGGAGUUAAUGGCUCAGCUAGAUAAAAAGUGGGAUAACUUUAAUGAACAGAAUCUGAAAGCAUCAUCAGCUCAUUGUCUGACUUUACUUCAAGAUAUUUUUGGCCCUCUAGAAGAAGCAGUGAAACAGGGAAUUUAUUCCAAAGCUGGGGGAUAUCAUCUCUUUAUUGAGAAGACAGAAGAACUGAAGAAAAAGUACCUUCAGCAACCCAAGAAGGGGGUACAGGCUGAAAGGAUUCUGCAGGAGUACUUGAGGUCCAGGGGGCCUAUGACUAAUGUCAUUCUACUGAUGGACCAGACUCUCACAGAAAAGGAAAAGGAGAUUGAAGUGGAACGUGAAAAAGCUGCAUCUGCACAGGCUGCAGCAAAAUUGCUGGAGGACAUGCAGAGCAAGUAUAAGCAGAUGAUGGAGCAGGCAGAGAGGAGUUACCAGGAGCAUGUGCGACAGCUGACUGAGAAGAUGGAGAAGGACAGGGCCCAGGUGCUGGCCGAGCAAGAGAGGACGCUACAUCUCAAACUUCAGGAACAGAAACAACUACUCAAGGAGGGAAUCAGAGAAGAGAGCACAAAACUCCAGGAAGAGAUUCGGAAUAUGGACAUGAGAAACAAAGGGAAAAUGGAACAUGAAAAAGCUGAAUCUGCAAAAAUAAUGGAGGAAAUGAAAAAGAUGAAACAGCAAGUGAUGGAACAGAAUGAAAAGAGUCACCAGAAACAUGUGCACCGAUGGACUGAGAAGAUGGAGAGAGAAGGGGCCCAUUCAUUCGGAGCAGAGGAGAGGAUUCUAACUCCUAACUCUCAGGUUACCGAGACGUCUCAACUCAUGACCGCCCCUGUAUGUCUGGUGGAGAACAAGGACAAUCAGUUGUCAGUGAACCAGCAAGCUAUGCAGAUACUUAGCAGUAUUUCUCAGCCUGUGGUGGUGGUGGCCAUCGUAGGGCUGUAUCGCACUGGGAAAUCCUACCUGAUGAACCGCCUGGCAGGACAGAACCAUGGCUUCCCUCUGGGCUCCACAAUAAGGUCUGAAACUAAAGGCAUCUGGAUGUGGUGUGUCCCCCACCCCACCAAGCUGAACCAGACCCUGGUCCUUCUGGACACUGAGGGCCUGGGCGAUGUGGAAAAGCUCAUCAACUACCCACAGAGCACUAUGGAAGGCUUUGAAACACCUCUGACUGUGCUGGUUCCAUGA